Messenger RNA from Brugia malayi, 1494 nucleotides. RefSeq names its product DnaJ domain containing protein (gene Bma-dnj-17). The transcript has 11 exons. Gene Ontology annotation, molecular function: nucleic acid binding; zinc ion binding. Lineage: Eukaryota; Metazoa; Nematoda; Chromadorea; Rhabditida; Onchocercidae. The record is from RefSeq and is a predicted model, not a curated record. Bases 1 to 1494 code for a protein of 497 amino acids. Gene Ontology annotation, cellular component: cytoplasm.
AUGCGAUGUCAUUAUGAUGUGUUAGAGGUUGAUUGUAAUGCCGAUGAUGAUACGAUCAAAAAGGCCUAUCGAAAGUUGGCUCUCAAAUGGCACCCUGAUAAGAAUCCAAGUAAUGUGGAGGAAUGUACUAGGUAUUUUGCGUUAAUACAACAGGCAUACGAUAUUUUGAGUGAUCCACAGGAAAGAGCUUGGUAUAAUCGACAUAGAGAAAGCAUUCUGAAAGGAGGAAUUGAUGAACAUUAUGAAGACAACAGUCUCAAUUUAUUUCCUUACUUUACAUCAACUUGUUAUUCCGGUUUUGAUGACAAUCAUAAGAAUUUUUAUGAUGUAUAUAGACAAGUUUUCGAGACCUUGGCAUCUGAAGAUUAUGAAUUCCUGGACGGAAAAUUUGAAGAAUAUCCAAGCUUUGGUGAUGAGAACAGUACUUAUGACGAUGUAGUUGGUCCUUUCUAUGCAUUCUGGGGAAGUUUCUGCACCGUCCGGUCAUUUGCAUGGCUAGACAAAUUUGACAUACGUGAUGCUUCAAAUCGUCGUGUCGUUAAAGCGAUGGAGAAAGAAAACAAAAAAUUAAGGGAAGCAAGUAAACGUGAAAGAAACGAAGAAAUUCGGGCUUUGGCUGCAUUUAUACGAAAACGAGAUCCGCGAGUUCGUGCACAUAGAAAAGAGCUGGAAGAGAAGCGGUUGGAACAAGAAAGAAAGACAGAAGAAAAUAGGAGACUGAAAAUUCUGGAACAAUUAAGUCAAGCUAAGGAAUAUAAGGAGUCGGAAGAGGUACGACAGUCGCAGCUAGAGAAUUUACGUGAAAUUGAGGAAGCUUUGGAUGUUGAAUUCGGAAGUAGUAAUGGCAAAAGUAACAUGGAAUUUCAUGAAGAAUCGGACUUUUACUGUGUAUUUUGUGAAAAGGUAUUCAAAACUGAAAAGGCAAUGAGCAACCACAAGAGAUCGAAAAAACAUAAGGAUACAGUUGUACUGUUAAAGAAGCAUAUAAAGGAGGAUGAUGCCUACAUAUUAAUGGCUGAUGAAAAAGAUAUUGAAGAUGAGGAAGCCGAAAGUAAAAAGAAGUCAGGAAAGCAAAAACGCAAAGAACAGAGAAAAAGUGGAUAUGAUUCUGAUAAAAGUUGGGUAGAUGAUGGAGGCGAGCCAGGCACGUCGGAGAAUGAAACGAAUGAAAUGUUUGUUAAAAAUGAUAUUGAGUCGAAUGGCGAGAAAUAUGUUGCAAACUCUGAUGAGACAAAUAUAUUCUUGAAAAUGUCCAAAGUUUCAAAAAGAUCGCGACCUGACAAUAAAGCUCGGAGAUGUAAAGAAGGAACUGCUAAAAGUAAUGCGACGGAAGAUACAAAACCAAAAAAAUGUACAUGUGAUUGCUGUGGUGAAAUUUUCGAAUCUCGGACAAAAUUAUUUGCUCAUUUGAGGAAUUCCGGUCACGCGACACUGAAAUCACUUCCUGUUACAUCUUCAGCAAAAACUAAAACCAAUAGGAUUAAGAAAAAGUGA